CACCAAUCUUACUAUUAUUAUUGUCAUGUACAUAUAUAAAGUAGAAGCACAUCAUCAUAUAUAACAAGAGAAAUUUUUACUCAAACUUUCUAUCAAGUACUCCAAAAUGGAAUACGAACCUCCUCUUCCACCCACCACCAUAGCUGUUACACCAGAUGCAGAUGAACAAGAAAGAGGAGACUCAGAAAACAAUCUUCUACAGCAGCCUCUCCUCCUCAAGAGAAAUCGAACUCUUUCCUCCACUCCACUUGCCAUUGUUGGGACCAAAGUCUCUUACAUCGAAAGCUUGGACUAUGAGAUCAAUGAGAAUGACCUUUUUAAGCAUGAUUGGAGAAGCAGAUCAAAAACACAAGUCCUCCAGUAUAUAUUCUCCAAGUGGUUGCUCGCCUUUCUUGUUGGCCUUCUCACCGGUUUAAUAGCCACGUUCAUCAAUCUUGCAGUUGAGAAUAUUGCUGGAUACAAGCUCCUUGCUGUAGGUCGAUACAUCGAACAAGACAGGUACAUUAUGGGGUUUGUUUUUCUUCUUGGUGCAAACUUCGGUUUGACCCUCAUAGCCGCUGUCCUCUGCGUCUGUUUUGCACCUACAGCAGCAGGUCCUGGCAUUCCAGAAAUUAAAGCUUAUCUCAAUGGAGUAGACACUCCAAACAUGUUUGGUGCUACAACUUUGCUUGUCAAGAUUGUUGGAAGUAUAGGAGCUGUGUCGGCAGGACUUGAUCUUGGCAAGGAAGGACCGUUGGUGCACAUAGGCAGUUGCAUAGCUUCAUUGUUAGGCCAGGGAGGUCCUGACAAUUACAGAUUAAAAUGGAGGUGGCUUCGAUACUUCAACAAUGACAGGGACCGGAGAGACCUGAUCACCUGUGGUGCCUCUUCAGGUGUAUGCGCUGCUUUCAGGGCACCAGUUGGUGGUGUACUGUUUGCAUUGGAAGAGGUAGCAACUUGGUGGAGAAGUGCACUCCUCUGGAGAACUUUCUUCAGUGCAGCUGUUGUCGUGGUUGUGCUCAGGGCAUUCAUGGAAGUUUGUAAAUCUGGAAACUGUGGGUUGUUUGGUCAAGGUGGGUUGAUUAUGUUUGAUGUAAGCAAUGUUUCAGUGAGCUAUCAUGCCAUGGAUAUUGUUCCUGUCACUAUCAUUGGCAUCAUUGGUGGAGUUCUUGGAAGCCUUUACAAUCAUCUUCUCCACAAGGUUCUUAGAUUAUACAAUCUCAUCAAUGAAAAGGGAAAGAUAUACAAACUUAUGCUGAGUCUAGCAGUUUCCAUGUUCACAUCGGCCUGCCUCUAUGGACUUCCUUUUCUAGGAGGCUGCACGCCAUGUGAUCCCUCACUUUCUGACUCCACAUGUCCUACAACCGGCAGAGCUGGAAACUUCAAGCAAUUUAACUGCCCAGAUGGUCACUACAAUGAUUUAGCCACUCUCCUCCUCACAACAAACGAUGAUGCAGUCAGGAACAUCUUCUCCACCAAUACUUCCACUGAGUUCCAUGUGUUCUCCCUUACCAUCUUUUUCUUGCUCUACUGUAUCCUAGGGCUUUUCACCUUUGGCAUUGCAGUUCCAUCAGGUCUCUUCCUCCCAAUCAUCCUCAUGGGAGCAGCCUACGGACGAAUACUCGGAAUUCUGAUGGGAUCGUACACGAAAAUUGAUCAGGGCUUAUAUGCUGUCCUUGGGGCAGCUUCCCUCAUGGCUGGCUCCAUGAGGAUGACUGUUUCCCUUUGUGUCAUAUUUCUUGAACUCACCAAUAAUCUUUUAUUGUUACCCAUAACAAUGCUUGUCCUUCUGAUUGCUAAAACUGUUGGCGACUGCUUUAAUCCAAGCAUAUAUGAGAUCAUACUUGAACUGAAAGGACUGCCUUUCCUGGAUGCUAAUCCCGAGCCUUGGAUGAGAAAUAUUACAGUAGGUGAGCUUGCAGAUGCUAAAUCUCCAGUGGUUACACUAAAGGGGGUUGAAAAAGUAGGUCGGAUUGUAGAUGUGUUAAAGAAUACAACACAUAAUGGGUUCCCGGUUGUGGAUGAGGGAGUGGUUCCACAUGUAGGACUCUCUGCAGGGGCGUCUGAACUCCAUGGGGUGAUUUUGAGAGCUCACCUUGUUUUGGCACUGAAGAAGAAGUGGUUUAUGCGAGAGCAGAGGAGAACAGAAGAAUGGGAGGCGAGAGAGAAGUUUACAUGGGUUGAAUUGGCUGAAAGGGAGGGAAAGAUUGAGGAGGUAGCGGUGACUAAAGCCGAGAUGGAAAUGUUUGUUGAUUUGCACCCUCUAACAAAUAGAACGCCCUUUACUGUGAUUGAAAGUAUGUCUGUAGCAAAAGCCUUGGUGCUUUUCAGGCAAGUGGGGCUCCGUCAUUUGCUCAUUGUGCCUCAAUGGCAAGCAGCAGGAGUUCCUGCAGUGGUGGGAGUCUUAACAAGGCAAGAUCUCAGGGCACACAACAUCUUGACAGCAUUUCCUCACUUGACAAGAUCCAAAGGACAACUUAAGGGAUGCUGAAAAAGACAAUGUGUCAACAAAUUCUUUCACUUUCGACAUAAAAUUUCGCAAUCAUUUUUUCACAUUAGUUAUUAUGGAGUGAGAUCAAUAUACCACAUGUAAUUUAAAGAAACAAUUAUUUGGACACAAUACAUUAUUCCCUUCAAUAAACAACAGUCUUUCAUCAUUA
This is a messenger RNA of Impatiens glandulifera, 2639 nucleotides long. RefSeq names its product chloride channel protein CLC-b. The transcript is spliced from 6 exons. Gene Ontology annotation, cellular component: plant-type vacuole membrane; intracellular membrane-bounded organelle. The coding region runs from base 107 to 2470 and encodes 787 amino acids. Gene Ontology annotation, molecular function: voltage-gated chloride channel activity; nitrate:proton symporter activity. NCBI's taxonomy places the organism in Eukaryota, Viridiplantae, Streptophyta, Magnoliopsida, Ericales, Balsaminaceae. The record is from RefSeq and is a predicted model, not a curated record. Gene Ontology annotation, biological process: transmembrane transport; chloride transport.